AUGUUGAAUAAUCAAGUAGUAGGCGAGAGCUUUUACACCGUCGGUUGGAUCCUCCACCUCCAUGCAUUUGGGUGGCUUCCUCACCAGCGUCAGUGCCAGGAAAAGCAGCCUCAGUCGUGGGUUCCGUCUACCACAAGCACGACCAUCCCCAUGGCUUCCCACAUUGCGGCAUCACCACAGACGACUGUGCACUCUUCUCCACAUAUUAGUUGCAUACCUACUUGUUGCAUGCCACCACCACUCUCGUGGUUUGGACAUCAUGAAUUGCUCGCAGCUGGAUAG
Messenger RNA from Echinococcus granulosus, 282 nucleotides. RefSeq lists its product as hypothetical. NCBI's taxonomy places the organism in Eukaryota, Metazoa, Platyhelminthes, Cestoda, Cyclophyllidea, Taeniidae. Bases 1 to 282 code for a protein of 93 amino acids. The record is from RefSeq and is a predicted model, not a curated record. The transcript has 2 exons.